AGAAGUAUGUGAAAUGAUAUCUCAUGAUAUCAUGAUAUCUAUAGCAAUAUUUUAAACUCUACUUGUAUCUUAUCAGUUAAUUAGUUACAGCAAUUAAUUUAACUCUUCUCUGGUUCUGGCAGAAACAGUUCUUUCUGAAAUGUGUUGGGACACUUGGAUGUAUCCCUUUUAGUAUGAUAAUUAGCCUGUUAGCAUUAGCCAGACAGUAUUGUGUGACUUGUUGAACUGGUUUACCUGCAUGUGUGGGUGUAGGUAUUCCUUUUAUUAUGAUAAUAGGCGAAGCCAGAAAUGGCUGGAGUCUGUAUGUAUUGGGAGACCGACACACACGGUACCCCCCUGUUUCUGAUGUGAUGGCACGCAAAAGAUUCCAAUAUCUGUUGAUAUCAUUACAUUUUGUAAACAACUUGACAGUGUCAGAGAUGGAAAAGAAAGAAAAACUCUGGAAACUCAGACCCUGGCUUGAUACAUUCAGAGAGAAAUGCCUGCAGGUGGUACCAGAAGAACGCAACUCUGUGGAUGAGAUGAUGAUUGCUUUCAAGGGGAAAUUCAGCAGCAUCAAGCAAUACAUGCGAGGCAAGCCACACCCAUGGGGGUUCAAAGUGUGGGUGAGAACUAGAGUCUCUGGAAUGAUCUGUGACUUUGAUGUGUACCAAGGCAGUGUCAAUGGGAUACGAGCCAAGUCUGAACUUGGAUUGUCGGGUGAUGUUGUGAUGAAGCUUGCCUCCAUGCUUCCAGAAGGUCAGAACUACAAGAUCUACGCAGAAAACUACUACCCGUGUCCCAUUGGUAGUGAAGCUCCUUGAUAAGGGGAUUCAUUAUGUGGGAACAGCCAGGCAGUACGCUUACCCAACUGUAACCUUGAAGAGGAGAAGAGCUUGAAGAAAAAAGGGAGAGGAAGCUUUGACAUCCGAGUGGAGACCAACCACAACAUCUGUGCUGUCAAAUGGUAUGACAGCAGAGCGGUCAUCCUUUGCUGGACCACACCCUGUGCAGAACAUUCAACGCUGGGACGAAGCCAACAAAACCUACGUAGAAGUUGAGGCCUUCCAUUGUGGCUACGUACAACAAGUACAUGUAAUGGGAGGUAUGGAUUUGUUGGACUCGUUUACGGCCAAAUAUAAGUUCCCCAUGAAGUCCCGACGCUGGUACGUGUACAUCUUCUGGCACACCAUCAUCCUUGCUGUGAUCAACGCCUGGCUCCUCUACAAGCGGGACUGCAGAGCUCUAAAGAUGGCAAAGCAGGAGAUCCUGAAAAGGAGACUACUUCAGGCAGAUCUAGCAUCCUCUCUCAUCCUGGUGAACACAACUCCCAUGAAAACACCAAAGAGAGGGCGACUAUCUUCAGGCAACGGGAGCCCAGCAGCGACAGUGACAUCAAGGAGCCCGUUGAUUGCUCAGAAGAGACCAUCCUCAGGUGAUGGGAGUCCACCAAACAGGGCCCCAUCCAAGAGAUCACAACCUCCACUGGCUGUACGGAAGGACCUAGUGGCACAUUUUCCAGGGAAGACCAAGAGAGGGUGCUCUAGACACUGCAGUAAAGGGUACACAAACACCCAAUGCACCAAGUAUGACGUCCGUCUGUGCUUUUCUGACGACAGAAACAGGUUUUUGGACUACCAUAUUCAAUGAAUGACUAUUCAUAAAAAAUAUGACUGAUAUGUGAUUAUUAUUCAUGCUAUAUACUGAUAUAGGGCUAAGUAAGCAAUCAAUCCUGCAAAUCAACCCUUAGUUGUUCAAUAUAUUUAUUCAGACAAUGUGAGUAGAAAUACAGGAAUUCUGCUCCCACCUAAGCCCAACGUUGCAAUAUUACAACAUUUCGCUAAAAACGUACCAAAACGUGUGAACACUUUCAUUUCUGCUCCAGAGGCGACCUACAACAACAUCUGAAAGGUCAACAAAAUCAAUUCUAAUGUUUUUCUAUUUUUGGGCUUAAGCAGUACAAGACACGACAAGCAACAUCAUCUAAAGAAAUAUUAACAUCACUUAAGGCAUGAAUGACGUCAAACAUCAAGUACGACUCAAUGGGGUUGUGUACUUUAUAGUUGCAGCGCUGUAUGUAUACUGCUUGAAUUGGUAUGGUCGUAUAUUUUUCUCUUGAUCCAUCUGUCUGUAAGGUUAUGUGUUAUAAUAACCCUUAUACAGCUUUUAUACUGUAUAAGGGUCCAUUAUAAAACAACAAGGGUGACUUUAAUAGGUUUGUAUGAUCAAAUAAUGAUGCCAGACUCAGUGACCUGUACACUUCCUGGAUAUGAACAGCCAACACACCUUCAUCCGACAGUCCCUACGGCUUUUAUGGGCCUUUUCAUUUCAGGGCCAGGGCAAAGUCUGAACCGGUGAAAAACAAUUACGCAGUCUGUCAACAACUGCAUGGCUUGUUCCA
Molecule: messenger RNA, 2380 nt
Organism: Gymnodraco acuticeps
Lineage: Eukaryota; Metazoa; Chordata; Actinopteri; Perciformes; Bathydraconidae
Exons: 2
Coding region: 949-1629 (226 amino acids)
Source: RefSeq, a predicted model, not a curated record